Molecule: messenger RNA, 2053 nt
Organism: Pimephales promelas (fathead minnow)
Lineage: Eukaryota; Metazoa; Chordata; Actinopteri; Cypriniformes; Leuciscidae
Source: RefSeq, a predicted model, not a curated record
UCUGCUGUGCUCUGUUAGAGGGGACCAUUUAACGUAAGACAGGAACUUUCCUUGAAAAGCUUGCUAUACGGAGUAACCGGGAUUGCCUUUUCAUCUAAAAAGCGUAUUGCUGAAAGAAGAUUACAAUGGAGUGGAGGAUUAUUUUACCUGUCCUGUGUCUAAUUGCAGCAAUAACAUCUCCAACAUCAGUUAUGAGUCAAACUACGGUGAACCAAACUGCUAAAGUUGCAAAGAUCAAUCUACGCUUCAGUAUUGCUCAAGAAUUCAAUGAAAGCUACAGCGAUCUCAAUAAUACUGACACCAAGAAUCUGACAGCUAAGAUCACCAAUGAGUGUUCUAAUGUUUUCAAAAGCCGGUUGCCAACAUUCAUCAGCAUGGUCAUUCAGAAGUUAAGCAAUGGCUCCAUUGUGGUUGAUUCUGUCCUCGACUUUAACACCACAAAUGGCUCUGGUCCCAAUGUGACACAAGUGAAAGACAUCCUUGUUGAAGCUAUCAGGAAUUCAAGUUUCACCUUCAAUAUUACUAACACAUCCAUCAAUGCUACUGAAAUCCCAGAAGCCAGUGCAGCAACAACAUCUCCACCUCCAGUUACGACCCAAACAACACCUGCUAAAGUGGCAAAGAUUAAUCUAGCCUUCAGUAUUACUCAAGCGUUCAAGGACAUCUACAGCAAUCUCAGUGAUCCUGAGACCAAAAUUCUGUCAAAUAACAUCACCAGUGUGUUUACUCUAGUUUACAAGAGACGUUUUGCAAAUUUCUUCCGCAUGGACAUUCAGAAGUUCAGCCGGGGCUCUGUUGUGGUUGAUUCUGUCCUCGAGUUUGACACCACGAAUGUCUCUGCUCCCAAUGCGACGCAAGUGAAAGACAUCCUUGUUGCAGCUAUCAAGAAUGAAAAUUUAACUUUACAAAUUAAUGAGUCAUCCAUCAGUGCUACUGAGAUCACAAAUACCAAUGCGACUACGACUCCAGUGACUCCAGCCUCAGCAGCUUCUGCAGAAUACAAUAUAACCUUCAAACUGAACGACCAAUUUCAAACGGAGCUUUUAGAUAUGUCAUCUAAUGUAGCCACAAAGCUGGCAACAAACAUCACCACUGAGCUUAAUGGAUUUUACAGAGGUUUUAGGAACUUCAAUCGCUCGAAGGUUUUGAAGUUCAGCAAUGGCUCCAUUGUGGUAGAUGGUCAACUUGUAUUUAACAAUACUGUUGCUAAUAAUCCUACUGUGUUGGAGCUGGCUAAGGGUCUUGGUGCAGCUGUCAGAAAUGGAACAGUCAAAUUAACAAUUGAUCCAGCAUCCAUCAAAAUUACAGAUCCCAAUGGAGUCUCUGCUAGCCGGUCUCCAGUCCUGGCUAGUAUGCUCACAGCUUUGUGGAUGACUCUGGCGUCACUUCUUUUGUCAGCUGUGAUGCACUAAUCACAAAAUCAUGCUACUAAAACAUGACUGUGACAUCUCCGAUAUUUUUGGUCAAAUCACAAAGCAAAACGAGUUCUAGAAUCUAUCUAGCUGUAACAUUUACUGGUCUUUCUUGCCACAUAUAGAGUCUGGUGAUACUAAAGGUAUUUGUGAGUUAUAUGUUUUUGUCCUGUGCUUUACAAAAAGGACAUUUUUCCUCUGUUCACUGCUGGAAAAAUGAGGAUCGGUUAAAGCCAAAUCUGAACAUUCCAUACAAGUGGCAGUGUAUUAGUUUGAUGCUGAAGGAUCUAUUUUAUAAUUUUUUUUUUGUAACCAAGAUAAACAUGUGCAAUCUAUGUAUUUAAUCUUUGAGUAAUAGAAAUGAAGAAAAGGUUCUGAUAAAUCUGAACAUUCCACUAUGCCACAGAAAGGGCACAAGUGAAAUGUAUAUAUUUAAAGGUAUAAUAAUGUGAUUCGGAACUGACAUUGUUUUUCUUCUUUUCAAUAAAAUAUAUCUUCCAAUAAAUGAAUUAGAUGCGGAGUUUCUAUACAACAAAGGUACACAUGAGCAAUCUAAUAGAAAUGAAAAAAAAUAUUCUGAUAAAUAAUCUGUAUUAUGUUGUAUGAAAGUAUGUUUAAUAAAAUGAAGGGUGAAUCCUGUU